AUGACUCCCGUUCCCCUGUUAUUGGGAAUUGCCUCGAUCGCGGCGUUUGCUCAAGCGGGUAAUUCACCAGGCCUUCCCUUCGUCAUCAACACCUGGGGCGGCGACUUCACCGCGGCUACGGACGCCGCAUUCAAUGCUCUGCAAAAGUCCAAGACCUCAGCUGUCGACGCUGUUGAGAUUGGCGGUUUGACAUGUGAGCGCAAUCAAUGCGAUGGAAGUGUUGGAUACGGAGGCUCUCCCGACGAGAACUGUGAGACGACACUUGAUGCUCUCAUCAUUGAUGGUGAUACCAUGAAUACAGGCGCUGUGGCUGCUCUGCGUCGCGUCAAAGAUGCUAUCUCCGUGGCGAGACAUGUUCUUGAGUACACCAGUCAUUCGCUCCUCGCAGGUGAUCAAGCUACCCAAUUCGCUGUCCAGAAUGACUUUAAAACGACGAACCUCACCACCAAGGCAUCGGCGAAGAAGUGCAAGGAGUGGCAGGCUAGCAAAUGCCAACCCAACUAUCGUGUCAACGUCAGUCCCAACCCCGAACACUUUUGCGGCCCUUACCGUCCAUUAGCAAAGAACAAGCAAGCCCAGCAAAAAGCUCAAUCCUCACACGACACCCUCUCUCUCAUCGCCAUCACCAAAGACGGAAGUCUGGCCGCGGGAACAACCACAAACGGCGCAUCGCACAAGAUCCCUGGACGAGUCGGCGAUGGUCCCAUCGUAGGAAGCGGCUCCUACGCUGACAGUUCGCUCGGCGGCUGUGGCGCCACAGGCGACGGCGACAUCAUGCUCCGUUUCCUCCCCUGCUACCAAGCGCUCGACAGUCUGAGUCGGGGUCUAUCUCCCAAGGAAGCAGCCGAAGAUGCGGUUCUUCGCAUGGUGCGCAAGUUCUCUGAUCUCAAGAGCGGUAUUGUCGUGGUGGAUCGGUACGGGAACCAUGGUGCUGCGGGGAGUGGAUGGGAGUUCACGUACAGUUACCGGGGUGGGAAGAUGAAGAAGACCAAGGUCGUCAAGGUGAAGCCGGUGCAGGAGGUUUGA
Messenger RNA from Fusarium coffeatum, 1026 nucleotides. RefSeq lists its product as uncharacterized. Gene Ontology annotation, biological process: protein deglycosylation. The record is from RefSeq and is a predicted model, not a curated record. NCBI's taxonomy places the organism in Eukaryota, Fungi, Ascomycota, Sordariomycetes, Hypocreales, Nectriaceae. The transcript has 2 exons. Gene Ontology annotation, molecular function: N4-(beta-N-acetylglucosaminyl)-L-asparaginase activity. The coding region runs from base 1 to 1026 and encodes 341 amino acids.